Corylus avellana is the source of this 1407-nucleotide messenger RNA. RefSeq names its product Transducin/WD40 repeat-like superfamily protein (gene SAP). Gene Ontology annotation, molecular function: protein binding. Lineage: Eukaryota; Viridiplantae; Streptophyta; Magnoliopsida; Fagales; Betulaceae. The record is from RefSeq and is a predicted model, not a curated record.
AUGUCUUCCUCCACUUCUUCUUCUGCUUCUUCUUCGUCUUCCCAUGACGGCAAUGGCAAUGGCGGUGGCAAUGGCAAUGGCGGUGGCGGUAGCGUUGGCGCCACUAGUGCAAGAAGAGGGGGUGAUUUUGAAGGGCCUUCAUCGUCUCGCAGGCGCGCCGUCAACGAGGUCUGGCCGGAGCCUUUUGUUGAAGCUCUUGCUGCCCAAGUCGCCAUUGACGCUUCUCACUCCUUUGGCCGCCUGGCUGCCGCUCCUGCCCUCGCCAAUGUAUUUCGGGUUUCUUCCACGUGGCGAGCAGUCUCUCGCUCCGAUCUCCUCUGGCAUCGCCUCACUCGUAGCAUCUGGGGCAGGACCCACCUCCUCCGCGCCACGUGGCGCGACGAGUUCGUGUACUGGCAUCGGACGGCCCAGAACUUCCGCGCAGGGAGGUCGUCGCACGCCACGCUGAACUUCUUCGACCUGACCGACAUGGACGACCCCGACGCUCACACGUGCCGGUGCAUAACUCUCUCCGAUCGUCACGUGGCGUGCGGGUUCGCCGACGGCGCGGUCCGGCUCUUCGACAUCGAGAGCUUCGUCCACAUCGGCACGUUCCAGCCCCACCACCCAAACCGUCUCGGUCGGUUCUCGCAGGCGGUGUCGGGGAUCGUCCUAACCAGCAAUUCCGGGUUGGUGUUCGCCAGGCUGGACGGGGACAUCCACGUGGCGAUCAUUAAUGAGCCUGGUCCGGCGGCCCAUCCGCGGAGGGCCCAUGCGGGGGACGUAGUGAGGGACGGGGCUUUGGUGGACUUCACAGGCUGCGACAGGUGGUGGGUGGGCCUCUACGCGGGGGCGGCGGGCCGGGCAUUCCACAUAUGGGACGGGGUGACGGAGGAGCUGUUGUUCGUGGGUGGGUCGUUGACCGACCCGGAGGCUGUGAUGGGCUGGCACAUGCUGACAGAAGCAACUGAGUUCGUGGGACGGGUUCGGGUCACAAACCAGGAAUUGGGCGUGGCGUGCACGAGCUCGAGAGUGAUGGUGUUCGAUCUGAGGAACCACGGGAUGAUAUUGGGUGAGGAGGAGUACCGGAGAGGCGUGGUGGUGACUUCGCUGGACGUGGGAGACGGGGUGUACGUUACCGUGGACGGGCGCGGGAGGGCUAGCGUGCGCAGGGUGGAGACGAUGGCGGAGGUGUGUAGGUUCAACAUGGGGGCGAGUGGCGGCGGGGUGAUGGGGUGCAUGAACAUGGGUUGCGUGCUGCGAAGCGCUGGCAGAGUGAUUAUGGUGUGGGGGGCAGAGCAUGGAGAGUAUCUGUACCGGUUUAGGGACAGAGUCGGGGAACUAAACGCUUUUGUGGCGAAUGAGAGACACGUGGCUGCUGCGGGAAUUGACACGACAAUACACCUGUGGGAUUUUGGUGCGCAGUAG